Camellia sinensis is the source of this 490-nucleotide messenger RNA. The record is from RefSeq and is a predicted model, not a curated record. NCBI's taxonomy places the organism in Eukaryota, Viridiplantae, Streptophyta, Magnoliopsida, Ericales, Theaceae.
UUGUGGAUUACUUAUUAAACAGUGAAACUAGUAGACAAUGUUUUCUCUAGUCAUAUAUAUUUUCUUGUUAUUGAAUUUUGUGCAAGGAUUUUCUGUUGAUUUAAAAUGUGUUGCAGUGUCGAACUUCUUUUGUUCUCAUUUCUCUUCCAUCUUUAAAAUCAGGCAAAGUACAUCUGCUAUCAAGGAUUAUCCCAUGCACUGCUUAAAAAUUAGAGUUGCUUCAUGUAAUUUGUGGCAAAGUUGUCCACCUGUUACAAAUGUACAAGCUUUUCUUUUAUCUGUGGCUCGGUCUCUCUUCCAACAGAUUAUAUAUGCUCACAGAAAAUCAUUUGAAGCUGAUAAGUAUGCUGUGAUUAAGUCUCUUCUUGGUUCCUUUCAGAAAAAUAUGAUAACGGUAGACAACAUAAAUGAUGUGCUUUCCAUGCUUGCAUCAUCAAACCACCUUGGAUUAGCUUCCUUGGUGAAUUCCUUCAUUAAGCCAGUGCUUUGA